AUGACAGGCGAACAGCAACCAGAUACAGGUACUGUAACGCUUGGUGAAUCUGUAAAAGUUGCUUAUGUCGGUCAGAUUCGUGACACUUUAGAUAACAAUAAAACAGUUUGGGAAGAAGUUUCUGGCGGUUUAGAUAUCUUAAGAAUUGGUGAAUACGAGAUCGCAUCUCGUGCUUAUAUCGGUCGCUUUAACUUUAAAGGUCAAGAUCAGCAGAAGCGUGUUGGUGAAUUGUCAGGGGGGGAGCGUAACCGUUUACAACUUGCGAAGAUUCUUCAGAUGGGCGCUAACGUUAUCUUACUGGAUGAGCCAUCAAACGACUUGGAUAUUGAAACUUUACGUGCGCUAGAGGAUGCAAUUCUUGUAUUCCCUGGUACUGUCAUGGUGGUAUCGCAUGACCGUUGGUUCCUUGACCGUAUUGCUACACAUAUCUUGUCAUUUGAAAACGAACAGCCAGAAUUCUACGAAGCUUUCGAGCUGCCGAUAAAGUUGGUGUUGUGCUUCGAGAUGGCCUUGAUUUGCGGCAAGCAACAACCAUUUCCCGAGUUGGCCUUGUAG
This is a messenger RNA of Oppiella nova, 555 nucleotides long. The record is from the annotation of a GenBank genome assembly. Lineage: Eukaryota; Metazoa; Arthropoda; Arachnida; Sarcoptiformes; Oppiidae.